Molecule: messenger RNA, 627 nt
Organism: Cricetulus griseus (Chinese hamster)
Lineage: Eukaryota; Metazoa; Chordata; Mammalia; Rodentia; Cricetidae
Source: RefSeq, a predicted model, not a curated record
AUGACGGAGGAAAAGGGUGAAAAAUUCGUGCUGGAGGAAACUGCAUUUGAAGAAAUUGAAAGAGAUUUUCAGGAGGUUCUCGGUGAACUUUCAGGAGACAAAAGUCUGGAAAAGUUCAGGGUUGAAUAUGAGAAGCUUCAUAGUGUUAUGAAAAAGUCUUACGACAAUGAGAAACGCCUCAUGGCCAAAUGCAGAGAGCUGAACGCAGAGAUUGUGGUGAACUCUGCCAAGGUGGCCACUGCCCUGAAGCUUUCUCAAGAUGACCAGACCACCAUCGCGUCUCUCAAGAAGGAAAUUGAAAAGGCCUGGAAGAUGGUGGACUCGGCAUACGAUAAGGAGCAAAAGGCCAAGGAGACGAUUCUCGCCCUGAAAGAAGAAAUAGUGAACCUGACCAAACUGGUUGAGCAGGGGUCUGGACUGUCGAUGGACCAGGACAGCAACAUCCGGGAUUUACUGAAGUUCAAAGAAGAGGUGACGAAGGAGCGUGACCAGCUCCUGUCGGAAGUGGUGAAAUUGCGCGAGAACCUAGUUCAGACCACUGAACAACAGCAGGAAACCGAGCGCGCCAAGGAAGAUGCGCAACAGACCAUCAAUCAGGUCCGCUACUGUGUUCCGUGUUCCGGGUGA